Messenger RNA from Hippopotamus amphibius kiboko, 1100 nucleotides. It is a transcript of the gene MXD3, whose product is annotated as MAX dimerization protein 3. Gene Ontology annotation, molecular function: DNA-binding transcription factor activity, RNA polymerase II-specific; protein dimerization activity; RNA polymerase II cis-regulatory region sequence-specific DNA binding. NCBI's taxonomy places the organism in Eukaryota, Metazoa, Chordata, Mammalia, Artiodactyla, Hippopotamidae. The record is from RefSeq and is a predicted model, not a curated record. The coding region runs from base 100 to 720 and encodes 206 amino acids. Gene Ontology annotation, biological process: regulation of transcription by RNA polymerase II. The transcript has 6 exons.
CUGUGUUUGUUGCACCGUGUCAGUUACAUUGUAACAAAAGUGGUGCCGCCGCCGCUCCGGCCAGCACCCCAGGCCCGCCCUCCGCCAGCUGUCGCCGACAUGGAACCCGUGGCCAGCAACAUCCAGGUCUUGCUGCAGGCGGCGGAGUUCCUGGAGCGCCGCGAGAGAGAGGCCGAGCAUGGCUACGCGUCCCUGUGCCCACACCGAAGUCCGGGUCCAGUCCACAGGAGAAGGAAGCGAUCUCCCCAAGCUCCUGGCGCGCUGGACAGUGGGCGGUCUGUGCACAACGAGCUGGAGAAGCGCAGGAGGGCCCAGCUGAAGCGAUGCCUGGAGCAGCUGAAGCAGCAGAUGCCCCUGGGGGCUGACUGUGCCCGAUAUACCACACUGAGCCUUCUGCGCAGGGCCAGGAUGCACAUCCAGAAGCUGGAGGAGCAGGAGCAGCGGGCGCGGCGGCUCAAGGAGAAGCUGCGCAGCAAGCAGCAGAGCCUGCGGCAGCAGCUGGAGCAGCUCCGGGGGCUGGCCGGGGCCGGUGAGCGCGAGCGGCUGCGGGCAGACAGCCUGGACUCCUCGGGCCUCUCCUCCGAGCGCUCUGACUCAGACCAAGAGGAGCUGGAGGUGGACGUGGAGAGCCUGGUGUUCGGGGGCGAGGCUGAGCUGCUGCGGGGCUUCAGCGCAGGCCAGGAGCACAGCUACUCACACAGUGGUGGUGUCUGGCUAUGACCCUCGCCGCCCAGAGUGGUCUCUGCCCUCAGCCCACCCUCCACUCUGCCGGGCUGGAGCCCUCGCCAAGCCCCAGGGCUGCUCAGAGUCACUGCUGGAAUGGACUGAACGGACCUUGUGUGGGAACAGGAGCUCCCCAUACCCUGCUGCCGGCUGCUGGCAGUCCCCCCUAGGAGAGGGGUGCUGGGCCCUGUGAGCCCUGCAGGGCAGGCAACCUGGGCCUGGGCAACCCUUCCAGACACUUGUGUAGCACUUGGCUCUGCUGUCCAUGGGGCAGGAAGCCUCUUGGGUCCUCAUGUUCCUUCCUAAACAAGGGCUUCUGGCCUCUGCCCCACACGUACUAUACAGUAUUUUCAUUAAAAGCCUCUUUCUUAACUUCC